GGCGGCGGCGGCGCCGGGUGGGGAUGGGGUCGCAGACGCUGCAGAUCCUCCGGCAGGGGGUGUGGGCCGCGCUCAGCGGGGGCUGGUACUACGACCCGCACCAGGCCACCUUCGUGAACGCGCUGCACCUCUACCUGUGGCUCUUUCUGCUCGGCCUGCCCUUCACCCUCUACAUGGCUCUUCCUUCUUCCAUGAUUAUCGUAGCAGUUUACUGUCCUGUGAUAGCCGCUGUUUUCGUUGUUCUGAAAAUGGUCAACUACCGACUCCACAGAGCCCUGGACGCCGGAGAAGUCGUAGAGAGGAACGCGCAUGAGUUCUCGGAUCAGCGAGCUAAGGCUGAGCAAGGCAACUGCUCAACCAGAAGAAAAGACAGUAAUGGACCGAGUGAUCCUGGUGGAGGGAUUGAAAUGUCUGAGUUCAUUCGAGAGGCCACACCUCCAGUUGGUUGCAGUUCAAGAAAUUCUUACGCUGGCCUAGAUCCAAGCAACCAGAUUGGAUCUGGUUCCUCUCGUCUUGGAACAGCAGCAACUAUUAAAGGAGAUACAGACACCGCUAAGACGUCUGAUGAUAUCAGUUUAAGUCUGGGCCAGAGCUCUAGUCUUUGUAAGGAAGGAAGUGAAGAACAAGAUCUGGCAACUGAUCGGAAGCUCUUCCGGCUGGUCUCCAAUGAUUCCUUCAUCUCCAUUCAGCCUUCCUUAUCCUCCUGUGGGCAGGACUUACCAAGGGACUUCAGUGACAAAGUGAGCUUGCCGAGUCACAGCCACCACCACCACAUCGAUCAGUCUCUGUCCAAUGCCUGUGAUACGGAAGUAGCUUCUCUCGUCCCUUUACAUUCACACUCUUACAGGAAAGAUCACCGGCCACGAGGGGUACCACGGACUUCUAGCUCUGCGGUGGCUUUCCCAGACACUUCCCUGAAUGACUUCCCCCUCUAUCAGCAAAGACGGGGCUUGGAUCCAGUUAGUGAGUUAGAAUCUUCCAAGCCUCAUUCUGGAUCCAAAGAAUCCUUGGUGGAAAAUUCUUGUUUGUCCGGGGAAUUUCAGCUUGUUGGUGAGCUGAAAAACAGUAAUUCUCAGCCACCUCCAAGAAGUGGGAAGAGCAAACCCUUGAAAGCAGACAAAAGCAUGGACAGCCUGAGGAGCCUGAGCACGCGGAGUAGCGGGUCAACAGAGAGCUACUGCAGUGGGACGGACCGUGACACCAACAGUACGGUCAGCAGCUACAAAAGUGAGCAGACCAGCUCAACUCACAUAGAGAGCAUCCUGUCGGAGCAUGAGGAGUCUCCUAGAGGAGGAAAGAAAGGUGGCAGGAAGAAAGAGGGCUGUGCUGACCCAGAGGACAAGAGUAGCUGUACCAGUGACAAAAGGACUAGCAGCGAGAGGACCGCCGUGGAAGUGAGUACCAACAGUGGGGUUCAAGAGCCCAAGGAGUCCAGUAGCUCCAAUGACGUGCACAAUCAGAGAGGCCUCAGCACCUCCGCGUCGGAGGAAGCCAAUAAAAAUCCCCACGCGAACGAGUUUAUGUCACAGGAGGACAAACCACUCGAGAAAACUGCCGAAGACAAAGAGGAGCAGAGUGAGAAGUCCGCUGUUCCAGGGGACACCAGAGUUGCUAAAGACAGUAGCGGAAAGCAAAAGGAAGGGGACGUACGGCCUAAAUCGUCAAGCUUGAUCCACCGGACAGCCUCUGCCCAUAAAUCAGGCCGGAGACGGACAGGGAAAAAACGGGCCAGCAGUUUCGAUUCAAGUCGGCACAGGGACUAUGUUUCCUUUCGAGGUGUUGCUGGCACAAAGCCACACAGUGCUAUAUUCUGUCACGACGAGGACUCGAGUGACCAAAGUGACUUGAGCAGAGCAUCGAGCGUGCAGUCUGCCCACCAGUUCAGCAGCGAUAGCUCUUCUAGCACCACUUCUCAUUCGUGUCAGUCUCCUGAGGGCAGGUACAGUGCCCUAAAGACCAAACACGUCCCUAAAGAAAGGGGUGCUGACUCCGAGCACGCACACAAAGCCCACCUGGGUCCUGACGGAGCUGGCAAAAAGCGGACAGCACGUCGGACUUCCAGCACAAACAGUGCCAAGACUCGGGCCCGGGUGUUGAGCCUGGACAGUGGCACGGUGGCCUGUUUGAAUGACUCCAACAGGCUGAUGGCACCCGAAAGUAUAAAACCCUUAACCACUUCAAAAUCAGAUCUCGAGGCCAAAGAGGGAGAGGUGCUAGAUGAGCUAUCUUUAUUGGGCCGGGCUUCCCAGUUAGAGACGGUCACUCGGUCGAGGAAUAGCCUGCCAAGCCCGGUUGCGUUUCCUGAAGGCGAGGAGCAAGACGCAGGCGGUGGAGAACAAAAUCUUGGCAUGCUGGUGUUAGCAUCAUCCUUGGCUGACAUGGAAACGGCACAGGCCAGCGAGGAGGCAGUGUCCUUUCGCCGCGAACGCAGCACAUUUAGGCGCCAGGCAGUUCGGCGCCGGCACAAUGCAGGGAGUAACCCUACCCCUCCUACAUUGCUCAUCGGAUCACCCCUAAGCCUUCAAGAUGGUCAGCAAGGCCAGCAGUCCACAGCCCAGGUCAAAGUCCAGUCCCGCCCCCCUUCCCAGGCUGCAGUGCUCAGUGCUAGUGCGUCCUUGCUGGUGAGAAAUGGGAGUAUCCACUUAGAAGCCUCACAUGACAAUGCAUCUGCUGUAGGCGGCAGCAGCUUGCACGAUGAACUUGGUAAGUUCUCUUCUACGCUUUAUGAGACUGGUGGCUGUGAUAUGUCACUUGUGAAUUUUGAACCAGCAGCAAGAAGAGCAUCCAAUAUCUGUGACACGGAUUCUCAUGUAUCCAGUUCUACCUCAGUUCGAUUUUAUCCACAUGAUGUGCUCUCUCUUCCGCAGAUUCGAUUGAACAGACUAUUGACCAUCGAUACAGAUUUGCUGGAGCAACAAGACAUCGAUCUAAGCCCUGACUUGGCAGCUACUUACGGUCCAACAGAAGAAGCUGCUCAAAAGGUCAAACACUAUUACCGCUUCUGGGUCUUACCCCAGCUGUGGAUCGGCAUUAACUUUGACAGACUCACACUUUUGGCCCUGUUUGAUAGAAAUCGUGAAAUUCUGGAAAAUGUGUUAGCUGUCAUCCUGGCUAUUCUUGUGGCUUUUUUGGGAUCUAUUCUUCUCAUACAAGGCUUCUUCAGAGAUAUCUGGGUCUUCCAGUUCUGCCUAGUGAUAGCCAGCUGUCAAUACUCACUACUUAAGAGUGUUCAACCAGAUUCUUCUUCUCCCAGACAUGGCCAUAAUCGUAUCAUUGCCUACAGUAGACCAGUUUAUUUCUGUUUGUGUUGUGGUCUUAUUUGGCUCUUGGAUUAUGGUAGCAGAAACCUUACUACAACCAAGUUCAAAUUAUAUGGAAUAACUUUCACUAAUCCACUGGUGUUUAUAUCAGCCAGGGAUUUAGUUAUAGUGUUUACACUCUGUUUCCCAAUAGUAUUUUUCAUUGGUCUCCUGCCUCAGGUGAAUACAUUUGUAAUGUACCUUUGUGAGCAAUUGGAUAUUCAUAUCUUUGGUGGUAAUGCCACUACAAGCUUGCUUGCAGCACUUUACAGUUUUAUCUGCAGCAUUGUGGCAGUUGCCUUACUGUACGGAUUGUGUUAUGGCGCUUUAAAGGAUUCCUGGGAUGGCCAGCAUAUUCCAGUACUUUUCUCCGUUUUUUGUGGCUUGUUAGUGGCAAUAUCCUAUCAUCUCAGCCGACAAAGCAGUGAUCCAUCUGUACUUUUCUCUUUGGUGCAAUCCAAGAUUUUUCCAAAAACAGAAGAGAAAAAUCCAGAAGACCCUCUGUCUGAAGUAAAAGAUCCACUGCCUGAAAAACUUAGAAAUUCUGUUAGUGAGCGUUUACAGUCUGACCUAGUAGUGUGCACCGUAAUUGGUGUGCUGUAUUUUGCUAUUCAUGUAAGCACCGUGUUCACAGUGUUGCAGCCUGCUCUCAAGUAUGUGUUGUAUGCAUUGGUCGGCUUCGUGGGUUUUGUAACCCAUUAUGUGCUGCCUCAGCUUAGAAAACAGCUGCCAUGGCACUGCUUCUCCCACCCUCUGCUGAAGACAGUGGAGUACAACCAGUACGAAGUUCGGAAUGCAGCCACUAUGAUGUGGUUUGAGAAACUUCACGUGUGGCUUCUUUUUGUGGAGAAGAAUAUCAUCUAUCCAUUGAUUGUUCUCAAUGAACUCAGUAGCAGUGCAGAGACAAUUGCUAGUCCAAAAAAACUGGAUACAGAAUUAGGUGCUUUAAUGAUCACCAUUGCUGGUCUGAAGUUGCUACGGUCCUCUUUUAGCAGCCCUAUGUAUCAGUAUGUUACAGUCAUCUUUACUGUGCUCUUUUUCAAAAUUGACUAUGAAGCAUUUUCAGAGACCAUGCUGUUGGAUCUCUUCUUCAUGUCCAUACUCUUCAACAAGCUUUGGGAACUCCUUUAUAAGUUGCAGUUUGUAUACACUUACAUUGCCCCCUGGCAAAUUACAUGGGGUUCUGCUUUCCAUGCUUUUGCUCAGCCCUUUGCCGUGCCCCAUUCAGCCAUGUUGUUUGUUCAGGCUGCUGUAUCUGCCUUUUUUUCUACUCCACUAAAUCCCUUUCUGGGAAGUGCAAUAUUCAUCACUUCGUAUGUUCGACCUGUGAAAUUCUGGGAGAGAGACUAUAACACAAAACGGGUGGAUCAUUCAAAUACCAGAUUGGCUUCCCAGCUUGAUAGAAAUCCAGGAUCAGAUGACAACAAUCUGAAUUCCAUCUUUUAUGAACAUUUAACCAGAUCCCUACAACACAGUCUCUGUGGUGAUUUGCUCCUAGGACGAUGGGGAAAUUACAGUACAGGAGACUGUUUCAUUCUUGCCUCUGACUACCUCAAUGCAUUAGUACACCUUAUAGAGAUAGGCAAUGGGUUGGUCACUUUCCAGCUGCGGGGACUUGAAUUCAGAGGUACUUACUGUCAACAACGGGAAGUGGAGGCCAUUACUGAAGGCGUUGAAGAAGAUGAAGGAUUUUGCUGUUGUGAACCUGGACAUAUUCCUCAUGUGCUUUCAUUUAAUGCUGCGUUUAGCCAGCGCUGGCUAGCUUGGGAAGUGAUCGUCACUAAGUAUAUUCUGGAAGGUUAUAGUAUCACUGACAACAGUGCUGCCUCUAUGCUCCAAGUCUUUGACCUUCGGAAAGUACUCACCACUUACUAUGUCAAGGGUAUCAUUUAUUAUGUUACAACUUCUUCUAAACUGGAGGAGUGGCUAGCCAAUGAGACAAUGCAGGAAGGACUACGUCUGUGUGCAGAUCGAAAUUAUGUUGAUGUGGACCCAACAUUUAACCCAAACAUCGAUGAAGACUAUGACCAUCGACUGGCUGGCAUAUCCAGAGAGAGUUUUUGUGUAAUUUACCUCAACUGGAUAGAGUACUGCUCUUCCCGAAGAGCAAAGCCACUGGAUGUAGACAAAGAUUCAUCCCUAGUGACUCUUUGUUACGGACUUUGUGUUCUGGGACGGAGAGCUCUGGGGACUGCAUCCCACCAUAUGUCCAGUAAUUUAGAGUCAUUCCUCUAUGGAUUGCAUGCCCUAUUUAAGGGAGAUUUCCGUAUUUCUUCAAUUCGAGAUGAAUGGAUCUUCGCUGACAUGGAAUUGCUAAGGAAAGUAGUCGUCCCGGGAAUCCGCAUGUCCAUUAAACUUCAUCAGGAUCAUUUCACUUCUCCAGAUGAGUAUGAUGACCCUACUGUGCUCUAUGAAGCCAUUGUGUCUCAUGAAAAGAACCUUGUAAUAGCCCAUGAAGGGGACCCUGCAUGGCGGAGUGCAGUCCUUGCCAACUCUCCCUCCCUUCUCGCUCUGCGGCAUGUCAUGGAUGACGGCACCAAUGAAUACAAGAUCAUCAUGCUCAACAGACGCUACCUGAGCUUCAGGGUCAUUAAGGUUAAUAAGGAAUGUGUCCGAGGUCUUUGGGCAGGACAACAGCAAGAGCUUGUUUUUCUACGUAACCGUAACCCAGAGAGAGGUAGCAUCCAGAAUGCCAAACAAGCUCUGAGAAACAUGAUAAACUCAUCUUGUGACCAACCUAUUGGCUAUCCAAUCUUUGUCUCACCCCUGACAACUUCUUACUCUGACAGCCAUGAACAGCUUAAAGAAAUCCUUGGGGGACCUAUCAGUUUGGGAAAUAUCAGAAAUUUCAUAGUGUCAACCUGGCACAGGUUAAGGAAAGGGUGUGGGGCCGGCUGUAACAGCGGUGGCAAUAUUGAAGAUUCUGACACUGGAGGCGGAAUGUCUUGCACUAGCAACAAUGCAGUGAGCGCCAGUGACCCCCACAGCAGUGUGUCCCAGGGAAGCACUGGAAAUCCAGGGCAAGGGUCAGGAGCCGGACUCCAUCCACCGGUCACAGCUUAUCCUCCAGCACUAGGCACUAGCCACAGCUCCCACUCCGUGCAGUCAAGCCUGGUCAGACAGUCCCCCGCUCGCGCCUCAGUGGCCAGCCAGUCUUCUUACUGCUACAGCAGCCGGCACUCCUCCCUCCGGAUGUCCACCACGGGAUUUGUGCCUUGUCGGCGCUCUUCCACGAGUCAGAUAUCGCUUCGAAACUUACCGUCCUCCAUCCAGUCCCGCCUCUCCAUGGUGAACCAGAUGGAGCCUUCCGGUCAGAGCGGCAUGGCCUGUGUGCAGCAUGGCCUGCCUUCUUCCAGCAGCUCCAGCCAGAGCAUCCCAGCCUGCAAACAUCACACUCUCGUGGGCUUUCUUGGGACAGAGGGAGGUCAGAGCAGUGCCACUGACGUCCAGCCAGGCAACACCUUAAGUCCUGCCAAUAAUUCACACGCCAAAAGGGGGGAAGUGAUUUACAGAGUCCAAAUUGUAGAUCCCAGUCAAAUUCUGGAUGGGAUCAACCUGUCAAAAAGGAAGGAGCUGCAGUGGCCUGAUGAGGGUAUUCGGUUAAAAGCUGGGAGAAACAGCUGGAAAGACUGGAGUCCUCAGGAGGGCAUGGAAGGCCAUGUGAUUCACCGAUGGGUGCCUUGCAGCAGAGAUCCAGGUACUAGAUCCCACAUCGACAAGACAGUACUGCUGGUCCAGAUUGAUGAUAAAUACGUGACUGUGAUAGAAACUGGGGUACUAGAACUUGGGGCUGAAGUGUGAGCCAGUGUCGGAUAACUACGGUUCUUUGCCCUCUCCAUUCCAAGUCGUUGGAAGAAGAGAGGAGAGCGUGGAAGAUGCCUGCAGGUAUCCCUUGGCUCUGGUAUGGGAGAGACGGGGACGGAGAGCGGGCUUGGUUCUGCGCCUCGCCUUCGUCCUUCACCCUGACUCCUGUCGCUGUCUCCAUCCCCAAAUAAAGCUGAAAUAUUUUUUUAAGUUAGCUGCCGAGAAAACAUUCUGCAUGAAGGAUAAAGUUCUGUUAAAAAUACAUCCUUAAAGAAAGUUUUUUCCUAUGUAUUGCCUAUGCUUUACAUCAACAAACUCUUCAUUUCUAAACUAUGAUCUCAUAUUUUUCUAAUUUCUUUGCCAAAAAUAAUUGCCAUGUUUUGUCACAGAACAUGAAAUCCAUUUACCUUGAUUUUUAAGAACAGACCAGUGUAGAAACCUUCAGUUUGACAUUUAGCUGUCUGAACGUUUAAUGUACAGUAAAAGAGACUAUGAAUAGACAUAGAUUUAUCUUACUUCUUGAGCGCUAAAAACUUUAAUGAGAAAACUGCACUAAUUUUUUACAACAAUGCACUAAAGUCUGAGAUUUCUCAGAACGUUUAUUUAUAUAUAAAAAUAAAAUACCAUUAUUUAAGUUGC
Molecule: messenger RNA, 7742 nt
Organism: Lontra canadensis (Northern American river otter)
Lineage: Eukaryota; Metazoa; Chordata; Mammalia; Carnivora; Mustelidae
Gene: PCNX1
Product: pecanex 1
Exons: 37
Coding region: 24-7100 (2358 amino acids)
Cellular component (GO): membrane
Source: RefSeq, a predicted model, not a curated record